This is a messenger RNA of Medioppia subpectinata, 391 nucleotides long. The record is from the annotation of a GenBank genome assembly. Lineage: Eukaryota; Metazoa; Arthropoda; Arachnida; Sarcoptiformes; Oppiidae.
UGUUCAAUAGAUCCCUAUAUAUUUGGCAACUUUGAGACUCUGGACGGCGGAGACUCUCUGUCUGCGAAGUUUAGGGCAUUUAAAUUUCCUGAAUCUAAUUAUGUUAAGUUUGUCGGCACUGUUAACGUGCCCUGUGGUAACGGACAGUGGGGUUUUGGCAGAAGGAAACGGUCAACCACUGCACCCAUUCCUUCCGAUCCAAACAAAGUGCUUGAAUUACAAAUGUCUACAAUUCUGAAAGUGGAUUACACUCCCGAUAACUGGCAAUAUAUUAAUAAUCAAUGGAAUCUAAUUUUGAGAAUCAAAGAACCGGACGUCAAGUGAACUCAGAUGAAGCAAAACGACAAGCGUUUACACAAAACCAAUUCAAUGGCAUUUCAAUUCACAAACC